Syngnathus acus (greater pipefish) is the source of this 6605-nucleotide messenger RNA. It is a transcript of the gene ptprja, whose product is annotated as protein tyrosine phosphatase receptor type Ja. Gene Ontology annotation, biological process: angiogenesis; protein dephosphorylation. The coding region runs from base 171 to 5714 and encodes 1847 amino acids. Lineage: Eukaryota; Metazoa; Chordata; Actinopteri; Syngnathiformes; Syngnathidae. The record is from RefSeq and is a predicted model, not a curated record. The transcript is spliced from 31 exons. Gene Ontology annotation, molecular function: protein tyrosine phosphatase activity; cadherin binding.
CUUUCGCCGAAUGACGCGCUCCUCCUUGUUCCCACAGAGGAACAAUUUCCCCAUCUCACUUAGUCAUUCUCAUGUCGCGACAAAGAAGCAACAAAGACGUUAUUUUCGGCAUGUCAAGUGGGUAAGAAAAAAAAAGUUUUUACGUGAACUUUGUUUUAAUAAUACUAGUCAUGAAGACGUCGCAGCUGCGCGUCAUCGCCUCUCUGUGGACUUUUCUUCAGUUCAGCGCACUUUUAAAGGGCUCCCAUGGAAACCGUAAAGAUCAGCUAUGUGACAGCAAUGAAACAAUAAGUUUAAUAACAACUACAACAACGGUCACACUCGCCUCGCCUUCCAGUUGCAUUCUAUCGGUUGGGAACAUCUCUGGAAAUGGUUCACUCAUUGGGUUAACUCCUGGAGCCAUUUAUCAUGUCUUCCUCAACUGUUCCAACUGCUGUCAAGAGGUCACAAUGAAGCCUCAUAAAGCCAGCCUUCUUGAAGUCGGCCAGGUCACGACAUCCUCAAUAAAGGUGAGCUGGAGCAAACCAGAAGGAAACUACUCGUUCUACAUGGUACAAUGGACUGAUGGAAAAGUUGCCAAUCAAGAAAAUGUGACUCAAACAUGGAUAAAUAUAACUGAAUUGUCUGCUGGGACCAUGCACAAUGUAAGUGUAACUACAGUGGCAGAUGACAAAGUGACUGAAGGCGAUACUGCAGCUGUGUCCCAAUACACAAAACCAGGCAUCAUUCGCGAACUCUCUGCUUCUGCAAAUACAUCCGCAAUAUCUCUGAAAUGGAAACCACCUCACGGUGAGGUGUUCUUAUAUGAGAUUAAGUGGCACAACGAAGGAUCGCAGUUCAAAAACACAAAUGAUGACUUCACUGUGCUAUCAGACUUGGCCUCUGGUACAUCAUACACAGUCACAAUUGUUUGCAUUGCUGGAGACAACCAAACGGAGGGAGAACCUUACAUAUUUGCCCAAGUCACGAGGCCUGAGAGGCCUGAAAAUAUUACAGUUACUCCAGGGACUGACUACCUGACAAUUAACUGGACCUUACCCCAAGGGAGAGCUGAUUUCUAUGAGGUGAACAUCUCCAAAACCAAUCCGUUAUAUUCCUCCAGCAAAAAUACAACAGUCACCACAGCCCAUUUUUACGAUUUGGAUCCGGGGAGAGUUUUUCUCGUCACAGUCACCGCUGUCGCUGGAAAUCUAGGCAACACAGCCGACCAGAUUGCAUUCGCUACCAUUCCAACACCACCUGGUUCACUCAAUAUCACGCAAAGUACAAAUUCUUCACUUCACCUUCGAUGGGAGACUCCCGCCAACAUGGAGCGUUCUCCCUUUAUCAGUUACCAUAUUACCUACGAAAGACCAGAUGGUGAAAUGCAGACCACUAACACCACCGAUAACAGCGUGGUGCUGUCACAGCUCUCUUCUGGAACAUUGUACAACACAACCGUGUACACAAUUGGACCCCAUAAAUUGAGGAGCUCUGCUGUGCAUAUAUCAGGAUACACCUUGCCCAACCCUGUGUUACACCUUGUGGCCAGUCCUUUCAAUACAACCUCAAUAAAUGUAACAUGGUCCAACCCAUAUGGAGUGCAGACAUCUUAUAAAUACUUGGUUCAAACCUACAACUCUACUGGAACACUUUUGGAUGAACAAACAGUCAUUGAUAACAACACCGAUGUACAUGGUCUGGAACCUGGAACUAAGUACCAUGUUACCGUUACCACAUUAGCAGGAGAAAGUAAAUCCAAGAGAGAGCAGACGUUCACUUACACAUUGCCUAAAGCUGUGACUAAACUCAAAGUUCAGGAUUAUAACACAACAACCAUCCAGUUGAUAUGGUCCAGAUCAAGUGACUACAAGGAUACUUAUAGCUAUCUGCUGAAUGCAUUCCAGGAUGAAACAGUGGUUCAGAAUGGGACAACUAAAAGACAAACUUAUACCUUCUUCAAUCUGAUCCCUGGAACUCUUUACAGUUUUGAUGUGGUCACAGUUUUAGAGGGGCUGACGUCGACAUCGGAAUACACAUCACAUUACACAAAACCUGAGGUAGUUUCAGACAUCAGGGUCAUAGGGACAACAACUAAUAUGUCUGUCUUUUGGACUGCUCCAAUGGGCCACGUGGACUCCUACAUUGUACACCUGUUGAACAAAGACUCAGAAUCUGAAAGUUCAAAAGAGGUUCUGAGUAACUCAACUCUUAGCACAUUAUUUACAAAUCUGAAGCCAGGGAUGCUUUAUUGUGUGGUGGUGAUAAGCAAAAGUGGACCUUUCCUGAGUGACAAUUCAACUUACUGCAACGCAACUUUUCCAAACCCUCCUGGGCCCAUAAGCGUUGCCUUCCAGACUGUCAGCUCCAUUAAUUUCACUUGGCACCAACCAGAUGAUUUGGAUCAAAAUCAAUGCAACUACAGUGUCGAUGGCCACUCCAUAACCCCAAAUAAUUGGUUUGUUAUGAACAAGCUCAAUUCUGGUAGCCCGUACUCUAUUUCUGUUGCAACAAUUGGUGUGAUGGGCUAUAAAAGCACGGCGGUAACAGCAACGUUUUAUACAAGACCAUUUUCGGUGACCAUGCUGAAAGCGGCAGAAAUUACCACAAAUGCUGUCAUGUUGGUGUGGCAACAACUAGAAAUUAAGCUUAACUACUCAUACUUGGUGCAUGUCACCAACGGAUCAUUUCAAUCAGACGAAAGGGUCUUCACAACAUUGUAUGCCGAUGUCUCCGGCCUUCUCUCUGGCAACAACUACACCUUCAGCGUCACCACACAAGCAGCAGAUGGCACUCUGGCAGCUCCACAGAUCAAAUCCUUCUUUACACGACCACAUGAGAUUAAUGAAUUUAAGGCGCUCACCUUAAACUCAACUGCAAUACAACUGAAUUGGAAGGAAGUGCUGCAACACAAACCUGAGUACACCUAUUGGGUUGAGACAACUGGUUGUGGCUUCCAAAACCAAACUGUGACAAAGGAAGUUGCAGUGAUUUCAAAGCUCCAACCUGGGACACUGUGUACUUUCUGUAUUUCUGUCCAAGCAGGGGAUGGCAUAAAAGGGGGAAAACGCUGCAUUUCCCAGUACACAAUGCCUGAGGCAGUGCAACUCGGGAUCUCCAGUCAAGGCUCUAAUAUGUCAGUCCUGGUGUCCUGGAUUAUUCCACAGGGGAAUAUUGGGUCAUAUAGUGUUCACCUCAACAGCUCUUCUACUAAUCGGUCACAGCCAGUGGAGGCUACCAAUAACUCCUUGCUUUUCGAGGGGCUGUCUGCUGGUAGUCUCUACAGCGCCAAGGUCGUAUCCCAUUCUGGACCAUUCAAUGUGUCAUCGGAAUUUGUUACAAAUGCUACCUUUCCAAACCGACCUGGGCCUAUUGAGAUCCUCACAAAGUCGACAAACUCAAUAGAAGCAAGGUGGACAGAUGCCCCCUUGAUGAAUGGUACAUCAUUCUUCUAUCAGCUAACACGAGCACCAUCGGAGGAAAGUGGAUACAUCAAUACCACCAACUCCAGUCAUACCUUUGACAACUUGCUCUCUGGGACUCCCUACAACAUUUCUGUAACAACAAUUGGGGUCUUGGGUUUUAGGAGUGAAGUGAUCCAUGCCUAUUUGGUCACCACAAAACCCUUGCAUGUGCAGUUUCUCAACUCUUCUGCAAAGGAGGAUAAUAUAACAGUCACAUGGUUUCAACCUGAUGAAUACAAGGAAAGCUACGUUUACAAUUUGACCUGGCAAAGCUCAGACUUGCCUAUCAAUGACAGUAUUGUGACUGACCAAACAAUGCAUACUAUCAAGAACCUGGUCCCUGGCAGUAGGUAUAACUUUUCUGUUGUCUCUGAGACUAAGGAUGGAACUCAGAGUGCUCCCAGAAGGAUUUCCACCUGCACGGGUGCAAGCCCGGUGAGAAAUACAACAUGUGAAGGUCCAGAUAUUCCAAAUGCAGAAAUUGUCUUGUCCUGGACUAAGCCCAUGGGGCAAUUUCAUGACAUUCGCAUCACUAUUAAUAAUGCGGAAAUUGGGACAAGCACCUGUAACCAAAGCUGUAGCCAGACCAUCUCCAACCUAAGUCACUACACUUCAUACAACAUAAUGAUGGAGACACUGAGCUGUGGAGAGCCUUCUAUUCCAGUGUCUCUACACUGCAGGACUGGCAUCACAGACCCACCGAUUCCAGCAAACUAUGAGUCGCUAACUAUUGUGAACGAGAAAGUAUACAACAAAUUCACAAUUCUAAUCAAUUCCAGCCUGAUAGUUGAAACCAGUGGGCCAGUCACUCAUUUUGGUGUGUUGGUGGCGGAAAACAUAAAAGAAUCUGACAUGGCUAAUACAACCAGGUUCUUGGGAAACACAUAUCAACAGUGGAUUGACAAACAAACUCCAGUAUACCUGGCAACCAUCAAGAAGAUAAAUGGUCAAUCGCGCAGUCAAGAGAACAUGUUGUCUGUGAUUAUUGGAGAUGGUUCAGAAUGGGAGGGCUAUACCAAUGGACCCCUUCAUGCCAACCGAAGAUACCAGUAUGCCAUCGUAUUAUUCACUAGAUUGUUUCUGCAAGACAACCUAAUUAAGUCUUAUGCAUCAAAGGCCUCAAUCACAAAUUUCUAUCCAAUGCUAAAUCUCCCCCAAGACCCAGUUGUCAUCAGUGUCGCUGUCGGAGCAACACUUGGGAUUUUUAGCAUCCUCUUCAUCAUUCUCAUUGGCUUCAUUGUUUACUGGAAAAGGUUAUCCAAAAAAGAAUCCUCAGACAUCCAGAUUCAUUCCUUGAGAGGCAAAGCAAAUGCAGCAGUGAGGGUGGAGGACUAUGAAGUUUACUACAUGAAGCAGAAGGCGGACUCCAACUGUGGUUUCGCAGAGGAAUUUGAGGACCUAAGGCUGGUUGGUACAUCUCAGUCAAAAGCAUGUGCCCUUAUGCAAGAGAACAAAGCCAAGAAUCGCUACAACAAUGUACUUCCCUAUGAUUCCUCUCGAGUGAAACUCUCUAUCAUUCAUGGAAAUCCAUUUGAUGACUACAUCAAUGCUAACUACAUGCCGGGUUACAACUCCAAAAAGGAGUUCAUCGCAGCCCAGGGUCCUCUGCCCGGCACUGUCAAGGAUUUUUGGAGGAUGAUAUGGGAGAAGAAUGUGCACACCCUGGUCAUGCUUACACGCUGUAAUGAGCAAGGCAGAGUCAAAUGUGAGCAGUACUGGCAUUCAAGCACCAAGCACUAUGAAUACAUCCGCGUUACAACAACCUCUGAAAUACCCCUUGAUGAUUGGACCAUUCGGGACUUCGAAAUUAAAAAUGUGAAAACAGCAGAGACUCGUUCAAUUCGCCAAUUCCACUUCACAGCCUGGCCCGACCACGGGGUACCGGAAACUACAGAGCUUCUAAUCAGCUUCAGACACCUGGUCAGAGAACAUAUGGACCAAUAUUCCACCAACUCCCCCACUGUGGUGCACUGCAGUGCUGGGGUGGGCCGCACUGGAACCUUCAUAGCCAUUGAUCGUCUCAUCUUCCAAAUUGAAAGGGAAAAUGUAGUGGAUGUUUUUGGUGUUGUCCAUGAGCUGCGCAUGCACCGCCCACUCAUGGUCCAAACAGAGGACCAGUAUGUGAUCUUGAACCAAUGUGCAAUGGACAUAAUCCGAUCAAGAACUGGAACUAAUGUGGAUCUAAUCUAUCAAAACACCGCCGCACUCUCCAUUUAUGAGAAUGUGGAACCCAGAAAAGGUUAUUAUAAACACGGCUGCCACAAUACUUAAGCCAGUUUGAAGCACUCAGGUCUUCGACUUCAUUUUUAAUUUUUAUAGCAAAGAAAAGGGAGUGCUUUUCUAAAACAUCUCUUGACAAAUUCAUGUUUUAGGAAUCUUUUGAAUCAAAAACUUAUAUUGUUUUCUACCUUGUAAAUUGUUAAAUAUUAAGAUAUUGUUGAAUACCAUAUAGUAAACAUGUAUGGUAGUUUCCCAAAGCAUAUUUGGAUUGUGUAGCUGUCUACUGUAAUUAUGCUGGCCUAAUACUGUAUAUGAUUGGCUCAGGUUUAUGGGCGUUAUUAUUGCUGACACUUGUAAAGUGUAAAGAGAAAUUGUCUUAAAAUGAACUGUUGGUCCUGUGAAACCAGCGGAUGGCACUCAAGUGAAACCCAUAUUGCAAGAGCGCUAUAAUUAUUGACCAAUGUAAAUAGAACUGAAUAAUAUGACAGAUUAUUAUGGCUUUGCACAUUUUAUGUUACUUUAAACUAUGUAAUGAGUAGGUAUUUUAUAUGUUUUUUUUUUUUUGUAUAGUGUGUAUUGUGUAUUUUUAUGCACUGAGGUGAACAAUGCACUGGAUGCAUUUAUGUUUCUCUUCUAAACAUUUGUGAGUAAAGAAGCAGGUUUUAUUAGAUGUAUCAUUUGGCCAGUUUGGAACAGUCAUCAUUAUGUAUUAUGCGGUCACAACUAUCUUUGAAUGGCAUUCCCCCAUGUCAAUUCCUGCUGAGAAUAUUGUCAGAGACAUGAACAUUUUUCUAAUUUUGUCUGUACAUUUAAAAAUGACGUUUUUUUUUUAAAUAAUGAGACUGAUAUAUUCUUUGAAAACAUUAUUUAAAACCCAGUGUUAUACUGUUGUCAGAAGCACUUUAAGAAAAUCAGGAAGUGCAUACGCUGGAUGGAAAAAAA